Molecule: messenger RNA, 8895 nt
Organism: Leptomonas pyrrhocoris
Lineage: Eukaryota; Euglenozoa; Kinetoplastea; Trypanosomatida; Trypanosomatidae
Exons: 1
Coding region: 1570-8895 (2441 amino acids)
Source: RefSeq, a predicted model, not a curated record
GGUACGACGACCACAAGCGUGCUAUCCUUACUAUUGUUCAUGUUAUGCUGCGGUGUUGUACAAGGAGGUGUAGGACGAGAUGCCUGGCCACGGCGGUGCUGUCCUGCAAGUUCUGGCAGGAGCACAGAAGCGGUCUGGUCCCGUCGCCUCUAACUAUACUCCGUUACGGUACGGCUCUACAGGCCGAAUCAACCCACACAAACACACACGCCCACGCCCACUCAAAAUCAAGAUUUAAUGAAGCGCAACGAGAACUGUAAUGAAUGGAUUGAAUCGCAUUCUUCUAUUCUGCCAGUUUAUGUGCGGAAGGAAGAUCUCCUCCCCGCUUCACAUGAGAAAAAGAAAGAAAAGAAGGCAACGACGGCGUUCUUACUUGGUAACGCCGUCAGCGCCAUCUCGACGUGUAUGCUUGUAUCGUCUCUCUUGGACAACAACAAGGCCAGCAGCUGCACCUCUUUGGCGCAGAUUUUUUUUGUUUGUCGAAGUGCUUCCCCGUUUUUUGUGGCCUUUCUCUCUGCAGUUUCAUCCUCCUCUACGCCCUUCCACAUCCCCCCCUCCUCCUCCUCGAGUUUUUGUUUUGCGCUCCCUUCGCUUCCUGCGCCUCAGUGGACACAGAGCGACAUCCACACAAGUUUAGCGAGAGAGCAGCGCAUCGCCUCCCCUCCUCUCUCCCUCUUCCUCUAUCUUCCUUUUCCUUUUCUCUCUGUAUUCUUCUUUUUUUUUUUUAGCUUUGCUUCCUGUAGAGAUCGAUCUUCCUCGUACACUGCGAUUGCCGCCGCUUUUUUCUUUCUGCGCUGUCUCUCUCUCUCCGUGUGUGUGUGUGUGUGUGCGUGUAUGGCGGUGCUGCCCCAUUCAUGGUUCAUUCGUAUUACUAUUACUCAAUUACGUCUCUGUUAUCUAACUAUAACAACGGCAGAAGCGAAAAGAGAUUCUCUCGCAUCAUCUCUUCCGCCUUUGUAUUUCGUACAGCUCCUUUUUUUUCUCUGUAUUGCAUUGCCUUGUAUAUAUUGAUUCGUUCAACGCUGAGUGCGUGUGUGUGAGUGUGUGUUGUGUGGGCACGUGUAAGGUACACGCUGUUGGUGGCUCCUCGCUUGCCGCGGCCCCGGCACGCUUAGCAAAAAAAAGGAAAACUUUAAACAACAGCGAGAAAGAGAUGACGAAGCGCUGUCGUGUCCUCCCACCAUACUGAGGUAACGGCAUUUCUUUCCCGCGGAGAAGACAAAGACAAUAAUAAGGACGAAAAAUACUUCCUAUACGUUAGAGCACCGGUCACUCUAACAGAAGAGCAGCGCGGCUCGUCAAACACCACCACCACCACCACCAACAUCGUCAUCGUCAUCGUCACAGGUGCAUAAAGGAGAUAUAAUUGAAAAGUGUAGUGAUUGCAGAGCGACAACGCCCCGCCCCGCCCCGCCGCAACGGUUGCAGCGGAGUCUCUUUUCGCGGAUCAUCCGGAGUGAAGACCCCAGCGGCUUUCGUGCUUGUCGAAGCCGUUGGGCAGAAGAAAAAGGAAAGAAAGACCCCCCUCUUUCGCUCUCAAGUAGCUGUUGUGUUGUGCUUGGGGACACUAUGAGCUGCACUCCUCCUCUCCCGCCCCUUCGCACCACCGCGGAGCGCUGUCCCUGCCUCGAUGCACUGACGCGGCUGGACGACCCGUACAGGUGGAACACGGAGGGUGACCCUUCGCUGCUCUUCGUGAACACCACAGUCUCCCCAGGUGCACCUGCAGGACAACACAACGUGUCCAUCAACGCCGCCGCCGGAGCAGCGUCACUGCCGCAGGAGCGGUUUGUUGGUAAGCACGGCGCGACGCGUCACCCCACCACCUCGACCGGGGUGCCGGAUCCGCAGAGCCCCAUCGUGCGGUUUUACCCGGUGGAUGGGCCGUCUUUGACGUCCACGUCCGCGCCGGCCGGAGUCGUGGCGCAGCAGACCUUCCUCGCUGCUCUCAUCGACCGCUUCAUGGCGCUGCUGAUGCCCUCGACGGAGCGCCUCCUACGCGUGCGUGCGGCGCUGAAAGGGCUGCGGGACAGCCUUGGCGGGGUCUCACCCUCCGCCUCUACACCGGCUGCCGCACCGCCAACUUCGCCCAGCUACCCAUCCGACCUCUCCGUCUGGGCCUCGCAGCGGCUGUCGAACACCUCGGAGACGGCGCUGGUGCCGCCGCGGCUGUGCGUCACGGGCGUCGCGGACGCCGACGUGGACGACGUCUUCCAGUUCCUGCUGCACCGCGACGCCGCGAUGGCCCGAUGCGGGUCCUCCGGCCUCGAGCCGGAUCGCCGCUCCGGCCUGCACAGCGCCGGCUCCGCGAUGCGGCUCCCCCGGCCCGACAGCGGCUGGGCAACGCCGACGCACCUCCCACCGUGGCCCUCUGCGGCACAGCGGCGACCACGCAUAGAUGUGUACUCGUCCACGGCAGUAGCGGGAAGAGGAGAGACCGCAGGGGGUGACGGCGCGGCCACCCGCAAUGGAGCAAAUCCCUUCCCGGCGGUGUCGCCCACCGACAGCGCUGGGAUGGCGGUCUGGGGCAGUGGCCUGCUGUCGUCGAGCAGCACCACGCUGAGCGACGAUGCGGCGGCGAUGGUUGUGACGCCUCCUCUGAGCUCCUUCCCCACUACCCCACCUCAUCCCUUGUCGGGGUUCGCGCGGGUCAUGACGGAGGUGGACCGAGGGCGUAGCACCGACACCCUCUCGCCGGGACAGCUUGCGCUGCCCACGCUGCAGCACCGCGCAGAGUCCGGCAGUUCGUCGGCGUUCACGCGCGAACGAUAUGCGGAGCUGCCGCCGAUGGAGCGUAAUGGCAUCCCCCACACUGUCUUCGCAGCCUCCAAAGCAGGGGGACCGGCGGCAACCACCACCGGCCCCAGCCCCACCACAAACCCCACUACCACCACCACUGCCGCGUACCCCUGCGCCCGCUCUCCUCACCCGCCGCUGCCUGCCGCCCCGGCAAACAACAACCUGCGGACCGCCAAGUCCUCCCCGUAUUUGGAGUCCGACACCCUCCGCUCGUCGCCAGUCUUAGCCGGCCUGCAGCGGGAGAGCAGCGGCGGUGGCGGCGUGGUGGCAGCAGGAGAGAGCACGGAGCUGUCCACGUCGCCGCCUCCGGUGCCCACUGAACGCACGGGCAAUACGGUCGUGAUGUGCGGCGCGGCGGACACGGAGGGUGCGGGGGAGGAGGCGGCCGACGCGGCGAGUUUAUCAUCUACAAUUCCUGAUUUGGGCGACACGACGCCGCCGACGGUGGCGCUGCGGACGUCGUCGAUGGUGCACCGCGUGCCCACCACAGCCACCGACGCACGCGCCCCCCUCCCGUACGUUGCGUCGCCUCUCGCCUCCCCCGUCGAGACCGGCGCCCCCUUCCGCCGCCGCACCGCCGUCCAAAGCGGUGAGCCGCCCACCGUGUUGCUGAACCGCACUGCGUCGCAGCACUCCGGGUCGGGUGAGCCUCAGCGCUCACUUCGCAGGGCGGCCAGCGGUGCUAGUCGCAGCGGACGCGAGGACUCGACGGUGCUGUCGCCCGGCUCCUCCUUCUCGCCGGCGGCGACGCGGUUUGUGCGGCGGCUGCGACGGCGCAGCGUCGCCUUCACCGCCGCCCAACUGCGCCUCACCGCCUGGGAUCUCUUCCACCCGGAGCGGCUCACCGAGCAGGACCGCGCCUUCUUGCGGGCGGCGCGGAACUCCAUCUCGGCGGUGACCUCCCCGGAGCUGGUGGGCCGCUCCCAGAGGCGUGGGGGCGAUGAAGGGGAUGCCGCUGGUGGUGGAGCCGGAGCUGCCGCCUGCGUGCCGCGUCGUCAGAGCUCGCCGCAGCUGUCGCCCAAGGCGUCUCCCGUCGGCGGUGGGGCCUCGUCCUCGGGGACGGGUGCGCUGCCGUGGAUGGUCGGCAUCAGCGAGGACGGGAUGCUGCGCUGCGAGGCCCCGCCCAACGCGCACACCGCCGCUUCCGUCACGGCGUCCCUGCCCGUCGCCACCACCUCGGACUACUGCCUGCUCUGCAUUCCGUUUGAGGCAGCGUGCUGCUUGCCAAGGGAACCUUCCAGCGGUGGAGGCCACAGCCCAGCGGCUGCGGACUGUUUUCCUGGUGCCGCCGCGAACACAGACGAGGUGACGCGGGCGCUGAAUGUGCUGUUUGGCCCUUUUGCCGGCUCGCGGCCGCGACGGCGAUCGGCGCUGCCGGCCACGUCCGUUUUUGUAACCCCAGAGAACCCCGGCAGCCCCGCUGCUGCUGCUGCGACGGCGGUGGGUUUUGCCAGCAAUCGUGGUGGCAGCAGUGCGGGGGACAACCAGGUCGCCUCCCUCUCCUCGCCGCCGUUCUCUACCCUCGUCUCGCCGACCCGUGAAGCGGUGGGCACGUUCGUCUUUCCGGCGCUGGGUCGCGUCGGGAGCGGCAGCGAGGUGUGGCCGCGGGAGUCCGAGCGGUCGUGGCGCAGGACUCCGUCGCCGUCGCUGGAGAGGUCCGUCGAUAGCGAGCACCGCAGUGGUGGUGGCGGAGGGGGCGGUGCGUUGGAUGGGUGGCCGUCGCGUGCGCCGGCGGCGGAGUCACCCGGCCACGACGGCCUCUCCAGCGUGAGUGCCCGCAACGUCGCAUUGUUUUUGCGCAACGUGACGGAGCGUCUCGGCGGUGGCGGCGGCGGUGAUGGCGGCAGCACCGUGGACGACUCGCAGUCCUCCGUCGCGCCGGGUGCGUUGCUUGCGGCUGCGACAGAGGAGUGGCUGUGCCCACUGCGGCAGGCAUUGGUGCAUCGGGUGGUGUUCGUCCUCGUAAACUCGACGCCCCCUUCUUCCUCGCCUCCAGCGGAGUCACCGUCGCUCCCUCGAAAGCCGUCUGCGGCCCACGCGACGGUGGUUCACAACUUUGUCUCCUUUGUGCAGCGGCGCUACGGCGUCGCGGUGCCGCCGUGGCGCGUCGUGGUGUUCAGCUACCGCGACAGCGUCAUCACCCGCAACUUCUUGCUCUCUUAUUUCGCCGAGGCACACACGCCGUUGCCGCCGUCGCAGCAGCAGGCGGAGGGCGUUGCAUCGACCACCAGCGGGCCGUCAAGAGACCGGCACGAUGGCACCCCGGCCAACGGAGGCACACCAGCUGGCGCGAAGAAACCCUCCCCGCUCAAUCCCCUUCUCCCACGGUUGCCGCCGCUCCUCGCGAACGGCAGACGAGGGAGCACACUGCAGCGGCUCACGACGCUGGUGCCCACCCCGCCCGACACCAACGCACCCGCCUCGACCGCUUCGCUGCGAGGACCGCGGCGCAGCUCGCACAGCAGCUUCGUCCGGUCCAACUCGCAACUUACCCUCACCAACGCGCUGCCAGGUAGCGCCGACGACCCCUGUGCGAGGUCGCACCCGGAUAGCGAACAGGAGGAAGGCGGGGAGGUGGCGGCGCGGCAGAGUGAGGACAACGCGCAGGACCCUGCUCGCGCGACAAACGUGCUUUUUGCGUUGCUGACGAGAGACGUCACCGUCCCUCCGCUGUCGGACUCCAUGACGGUGUACGCGCCGUUGAUGUCCUACACAAGCAGUCUCGCCGCAUCGAUAAUGCCGCCUGUCCCAUCGCCACCCGUGUGCAGGUCGACGACGUCGCUGCCGUCGCUGCGGCACGUCGCUGACGCUAAAGAACCGCGUGAGGAGGAAGACGAUAAAGCAGUCCAUUCGACCCCCACCCCCACAACAGUAUCCAUGCCCGCCACAGGACCAAACGAUGGACCGUUGUCCAGUACUGGGAGGCACCGCGCGUCCGUUCGCCCUCUGUCUCUCCUCACAGCAUCGGAGGAGCGACCACAGCGCGAGGUCACGACAAUGACGAAAGAGGAACGGGGGCGCAGCGCAAUGGCGUGCAGGCAUGCGCUAAAGGUGAUGUGGAAGGAAAGCGGUGCUGCAGCUCUCAACAGCGCUUUUCGCCUCUUCGAGCACGACGCCGCUGCGCAUCGCACCUCCCACGCCGCCUUCUCGCUGAUGGCGUGGUCUUGUCAGCUGGGGACGUUACUGCCGGCCGCUUUGAAGGAGGCACAGUUGCUGUGCCGACGUCUGCGCCGCAGCCGCCGACGCGCGGCGCAAAAACAGGAGAAGCUGCAGAAGAGCAUCGACCUGCACGUCAGCGACAGUCCAGCGAAGAGCAUCGCGGCGGUGGAGGCGCGCGUGCAGGCGGGCUUCGCGGCCAUGACGCGGCGCUUCGCCCACGACGUGCGGCGGCUGCUCGUUGCCCCGGCGGCGUCGCAGCCCGCUGCGGCAACUCGAGCAGCGGCGCCGUUUUCGGCCUGCAGCGGGUCUGCCGCCGCCACCACCACGACCGCACCCUCCUCCGCCUCUUCAUCGCGGCAGCGCGACAAGUCUUCGUACCCGCCGCUGGAUGCACUGCGCGUGUACGAGACCCCCGCGUUGCGUGACGCGUACCGCCGCCUGGUCUACCACGCGCAGCAAUUCCGCGACUUUUACCUCCACGGUCAGCUCCCGUCCGAGACCGGCGGCGAGGCGCAGGAGCACGACCGAGACGGGAUGGAUGGCGCGCAGCAGCGAAGCAGCCGUGCGGAGGGCGGCGAGAAAGGCGGGGAGGGCGCGGCGGGGGUGGGGCGGUGCGCCUCCCUGUACGAGCGCCGCUACAACGCGUUGUGUGCGCAGGUGGAGGCGCUGUCGACGACCACCGUGGAGGGUCCGCGAGAAGAAAGGAGUGCCAGUCCGCCAACGAGCGCGUCGACCUCCCCGCGAGCCGCCAGCGUGCUGGCUGCCCAGGCGCCCCUCGCGCUGCCCUCCGGAGGCCCACGGAGUCGCGUGUCGCCACCGGGGUCACCGCCGGGGCGUGCGAGCGAGUUCGCCGAGGAGCCGGAGCGGCGCCCGAUGCCACGCGUCGACCGCAGCACGCCUCGUGAGCGGCGCGUUUCGAUGAUCGCGAGCGUCGGUUCCUCAGCUUCCGCAUCGCGUCGGAACAGCUCGACGAGCAGCUGCCUGCGUCCUUCACCGGUGGAGACAGAGGCGAAGACGGUGUCGGAGGUGGGGACUGCCGGUGUUUCGCCCAGCGACCGCAUCCGUGACGGCAACACGGGCGCGCAGAUGAAGGAGGGAGAUCUUUCGAACGAGGCUCUACUACCGCUACGCCACGCGGGGCUUCUGCAGCGUCGUAUGCGGAUGGAGCACCAGCUCAUCGCGCACGUCUCGCAAAUCAACACGGAGAUCAUCAAUUUUUUCCUCUCCACCUGUGUCGCCGCGCUGCCGCACAUCCAACGCAGCUGCGUGCAGGCCGAAGUGGAGCGGCUGGCGGAGGCGCAUGCGGAGAUGUACUCUGCGUUUGCGACCACCAUGUACAGCCACAAGGACGCCGCGGUGACGGUGUCGCGCAUGUACGCCAACCUCGAGCAGUGGACGGCGGAGGUGGGGCCGCUGCUGUCCAUGGCGCGCUCGCGACAGUAUCUCGAGAAGUUCAUUGCCCAGCUGCGUGCUGUGCUGUGCGAGGAUCAGAUUCGCGGACUGGCCGCCCAUCGCCGCAGGUGUGAGGUGAGGAGCAACGGCCAGACCGCAAAGCUGACCAACGCAAAUCUGACUCGCUACUGCACCUCGAUCGAAAAACCUGACCAACGCGCAGAGGACAAAGCGAGGAAAGAGGAGUCGACGGUAACAGCUGCAGCCGCAGCCGCAGCAGCGAGGCAGCCGUCACAGCGCAACCCAUGGACAUCCUCCUCCGCAGACGCCUCGAAGUUCACCGGUGCCGCUGCAGCGGCUGGUGCCAUUCCCUCCACAGAGGUUGGGCUGCGCUCGGCACGGCUGCUCCUCUACUUCACACGCCUUGCCUGUAAAGCCGCUCCCCUGACCGGCAACAGCACCAGCGGUGGCGGCGGCGGCGCGGUCUGUCCGCCACACCCGCGCGGUUUGGAGAGCACGUCGUUUGUGCAGUCCCCCUCGAUGCGGCAGCCGCGGCCGACGAGUGCAGCCUCCACACUGACGUCGCACACUUCCAUCUCGCGUAGGCGCGGCGGCAACGGCGGCGACCUCGACGACACGGCCUCCUUGAUGAGCAUGUCAGCUGCGUGGAACAGAGAGGAGGAUGCGCCGCGCAGCGCCGGCCUCCUUGCCGGGUCCAUCAGCCGUCGCUCUAACCGGCGGUGCGACGAGGACGCAGCGAAGGCGGGCGGUGAUGGCGGGGUGCUGGAGUCCUUUUAUGCUGCGUCAAGCCCGCCCUGCAUGGGGGCGGUGUCGGCGCAGUUGACGGCCGCGCUGGGCGGGGCCCCGAGCGAGCCUGCGGCGCCGCCUUCGGUCGGGUCCGCGAUGGCCCUCUCCCUCUCACGGCACUCCCGGCGCGGCCACACGACGCUGACCGCGUCGGAAGACUCCGUCUUGACCUCCUCCGCCGCGCCGACUCCACCGCUCGCUUCGCACAGCAAGCGGUGCCCGUUGCAGCAGCGCCACAGCCGUGGCAGCAAAGGCACUGCGGACGACGCAGCCGCGGCGGGUGUGUCCGACAGCGCCACCACGACCACGACCCCAGUCAAUGCCGCAUGGUUAACUCGCUUGAAGAAGUGGCGUGCCCGGCUGCCGGAGUCGGAGCGGCCGGCGGACAUCACCGCGGCACCGCUGCUGUGGCUGUUGCUGGACACGUGGGAUGAGACGCUGCUGCGUUUGCCGUACGGUCUUCUCCUGCAUCUUGACACCGCACGUUACGCCGCGUUGCUGAACUCGCUGAGCAAGCCGGUGAUGGAGGCGCAGCUGGACUUCAGGGCACGCCUCACGGAGACCUCAGCGAUCGCGACAACGCAGCUGACGGAGUUGGAGAGCGACCUGACGCGCCUGCAAGGCGACAACGGCGAGCUUCGCAUGGAUUACGUCGCAGCGCUGAGGUCCAUCUUCGACGAAGCCACCGUCCUGGCGACGCCGCCAGACGAGGCGGUGCACGCGCGUUUCUUUGCGUAG